CGUAGAAAACGUAAAAUAGACUGAGUCUCUGCUGUUCCGAAAAUGAUGCGUACCUCUCAUUGACAAGAGGACACCGGAGUUACCAAAGUUGCAAACGACAAGAAACAAAACUUACGCACAAAAAAGAAGCGCACGAGACUAUAUCGAAAUCUAUUUUUGUAGUUAGGAGGUAAAAUCCCAUGACGGAGACAGUUGAGUGCCAUUAGAUAAUGCGCUCAGAUGUUAUGAUAUGAACGUUUUUUCCCUAAUAGUUUUCUUGCAAGGAACUUGGUAGCCUGUUUGUGAAGACCAAGCCCAAGCCAAUGCUGUCAGCAGUGCUGCUCCCUUCUGAGUCAUGCACUGAGGCAAAACAAAUCUGCCCAUAGCAGCAAAGCUAACAAGACGUCGAGCACGCGAGUUCCUGUUUAUUUGACUCCUUUCUAGGGUUCCCUUAACACCCAUCUACCUCAGACUUUUCACUACUUGGUCACCAUCAUUGCACCGCCAUCUGCCUCUCAUCGCUUGAAGCCAUGGCUGCUAAUAGGAAUGCUUUGGCCCUUCACAAAGUGAUAAUGGUGGGCAGUGGUGGCGUGGGCAAGUCAGCACUAACAUUGCAAUUUAUGUAUGAUGAGUUUGUGGAAGACUAUGAGCCCACUAAAGCUGAUAGCUACAGAAAAAAGGUCGUUUUGGAUGGAGAGGAGGUCCAAAUUGACAUCCUUGACACAGCUGGGCAGGAGGACUACGCUGCCAUUCGAGACAACUACUUCCGCAGUGGAGAGGGAUUUCUCUGUGUGUUCUCCAUUACAGAAUCAGAAUCCUUUGCUGCUACUGCUGACUUCAGAGAACAGAUUCUUCGGGUGAAGGAGGAGGAGAACGUACCUUUCCUGCUGGUGGGAAAUAAGUCAGACUUGGAGGAGCGACGGCAAGUUGGGUUGGAGGAGGCAAAGGCCAGAGCAGAGCAGUGGGGCGUCAGCUAUGUUGAAACAUCUGCCAAAACCCGUGCCAAUGUAGAUAAGGUUUUUUUUGAUCUUAUGCGUGACAUCAGAGCCAGAAAAAUGGAAGAUGGCAAAGAGAAAAAUGGAAAAAAGAAGAGGAAAAGUUUGGCAAAGAGAAUUCGGGAAAGAUGUUGCAUUUUAUAAAGACUGCGUCAAUGUGCGCUAUUAUGCUAAUGUCGCUACUCUUCCGCUGCUUCCAAAAACAAUUAAUCAGGUUAUAUCACUCUCCAGCCAAAACUGCUAGAGAUCAACUCUUAAAAACACAUCCAGGCUACUGUGUGUUCCUGAUACUUUUUGUUGGUGUUUUUCAAUGGGUACAAAAGGGAAGAAUAUCAGAAUGCAUUACCAAAAUAAUGUCAAACAGAGAUAACUUAAUGGUGCCAUCAUCAAACAAAACAUUUCUAAGCUCAAGCACACUAUUACAGACGACUAUAAUGAUUUUAAUGUUAAAGAUUUGAUAUACUGUGCAUUAAUUACUCAGUUAACCAUAGACUAGUCCAGUUGCUUUUAGUUCUUAAUGUGACUCAACUGUGACAACAUUGAGUGCUGAACACUAACACUCUCGCUAAAAUAUGACUAUUUAUGUGCAAGUUUUAGGGGGCUUUUCAGGACCGUGGAAAUGUACACCUCCUGUUCUGUUUUACUCAACAUAAAAUACUAAUUAGUAUACAAUAUCUGGGUAUAAAGUCUGGUUUUAGGACAUUGUGUUAAAGAAAAUUACAGCUACAUCACCUAAGAUUGCUAAUUUUUGCUUAAGUGAAUGUUAAAAUGACUAGCUAGAGAAGUAAUAAACCCAGCAGUUUAUUCUUGAUAGGCUUCUUCUGCUGUGUAAACGCAGUGUAAACCCAUGCAUUUCAGCAAAGACUUUUGACAGUCCUUCAUUUCAUUUAAAGGGGUCAUGUCAUGCUUAUUUUUUUACUUCAUUACUUUUCUAAGUGAACCUCCUGGAAAACAAAAGUUUUUGCACAGUAAUAAAGUGUUAAAUUACAUUUUUCCAUCCUCAUUUUUGGCCCGCUGUCUGAUUUGCUCAGUUUUCUGUGCUGUCCCCUUCAAGACUUCAAUAUGCACUGUGCAAACACGCUUGUGGAACUGAUUUUUUCCAAGAAUAAAUGAAUGAAAACAUUAAAGCGAUUUACCAAAUCCCCUGAAAGCACUCAGUCCAGCUUAUCACUGAUAGCUAUACACGAUCAGCCACAAUAUUAAAACAACUGGCCUAAUAUUGUGUAGGUCCAUCUCACAACACCAUCAAAAUAAAAUCCUUAGAGAAAAGUGACGAACAAAGGUCAGUCCUCAUUCCUAAUGUUGGGAUCUUCAGAAGGCUAUCCAAAGAAGCAGUUUUUUUACAAUCAGGAACAAAACAACGUCUGGGGACCUUUACAUCUUAAUAUUUUUUCUUAACACCCUUUUCCUACAUCAAUAUGGUGCCGAUCGAGUUGUUUUGCAGGGUGGGAACAAUAAAUGCUCUUUUCGGACUGGAGAGAAUGUUUUGAGUUCUUAAACUUACAGUAUGUUUAUAUAGUACAAUGACCUCUUACCUGUAUGUCAAAUUAUUAAGGGAAAUAAGGUUCCUUAUGCAUGACCCCUUUAAGCCUAAAUGCAUCUGAUUUCUGUCACACAGGUUAAUCAUAACCCCAUCUUGAAUUCAAAAGGGCUAUUAAUCAUACUGCUUUGUGUGUGCAACAACAGAAUUGGAGAUUUGUUCAGUGGCCAAUUAAUAUAUUGUUUUGUGUUACAUAAAAAUGAAACUGUCAUCUGGCUUAGUUCUACUUUACUGUGAAAAACAGGUUUGAAUGUUUUAUUACACAGACUGAAUUGUGUAUUUUAAUAUAACAUGCAUUUGAAAUUGUAUUCCACCUUUUAUCCUGUGUAAUUAUAUUUUCUAUUGUAAAUUAAAAAAAUUCUGAAUUCUUUGAGGGUAACUUAAUAUUGUGAAAUUAUACUGAUACUAAAACUAAGAAACUCUAAAAGGGCUAUACAUAAAUAGUGUUUUGCAUACAUGGCUCUGGUGGCUACUCCGCAGAUUUGGAGUAGAAAGAACCGGUCACUCUUUGCUAAAAGGUUUGAAUAAGCACAUCCUAACUUGAAGUUCCAUAUGUACCAUAAAUAAAUGUGAGGUUAACAGUUUCUUUUCACCUAAUUCUGGCAUCUACCAAACAUGUUCUUUUCACUUUAUUUGCCAUUUGCAUCUACAACUACACUGUUCCUUUAAUGUUAUACUGUGAGAUGAGCAUGUUUUUCUUUUGCACUGUUUAUUCUGUCACAGUGUGUUGAAACCCCACAACAAAGCUACUCUUGACUGGUCUUGUGUGGUAUGUGUGCCGUGGGGUUAAUGAUGCUGACAUCAUUUGAACAGCUGAUGCCUCGGACCCCAACUCAUUGCUCGAGUGACUUAAAGCUUUUAAAAUAAAUUUACAAUAUAUGAGAUUUCAAUAUUAAGCCUCUAUUGUUUUCGUCUCUGUAAUACACUGAAAUGUCUUAAUUUCAUUCUGUAAUUUCUAUAUACAUUCUAUAUGAAACUAGCUGAUGCUGACAACCAAGACCGAAAGAAAACAAUGGAUUUGAAACGCAACUGACAGCACUGAUGUAAUAUUACAGCAGUAGCUGUUUUUAAUUUUGGUGAUAUGAAUGUUGAGUGGAAAAGAAAACAUUAAAGUAUACUGGAUUUUAAAAUGUAAAUGUUAUACUUAUGUUACAUUAAUAAAAAUCUAUUUUUGAAGAGUCCGUAAUCAGAUUUGAU
Molecule: messenger RNA, 3711 nt
Organism: Xyrauchen texanus (razorback sucker)
Lineage: Eukaryota; Metazoa; Chordata; Actinopteri; Cypriniformes; Catostomidae
Gene: ralab
Product: v-ral simian leukemia viral oncogene homolog Ab (ras related)
Exons: 5
Coding region: 510-1118 (202 amino acids)
Biological process (GO): regulation of exocytosis; Ras protein signal transduction
Cellular component (GO): plasma membrane
Molecular function (GO): GDP binding; GTP binding; GTPase activity
Source: RefSeq, a predicted model, not a curated record